This is a messenger RNA of Cynoglossus semilaevis (tongue sole), 3032 nucleotides long. Its product is annotated as oligodendrocyte-myelin glycoprotein. The record is from RefSeq and is a predicted model, not a curated record. Gene Ontology annotation, biological process: neuron projection regeneration. Gene Ontology annotation, molecular function: protein binding. The transcript has 2 exons. Lineage: Eukaryota; Metazoa; Chordata; Actinopteri; Pleuronectiformes; Cynoglossidae. Bases 122 to 1507 code for a protein of 461 amino acids.
UCCUCCUGUCUCUACAGCAGCGUUAACACAGGAGCUGCAGUGCCUGACUGUGCUUACUCCUGUUUAUCUUCUGCUGAUUCUUCUGAAAAGGGAAUAAAGGAGCAGACAGCGAAGGGCGGAGAUGGUAAACUCAGAAAUGUGCACUGGACCACUGAACAGGCAUGUGCGCCUCAGGCUUUCUCUGCAAACUUUCAUCCUGGGCCCGGUGGUUGUGUUACUGCUUGGUCGACAUGUCCUUGCUGCGUGUCCCUCCAUGUGCUCUUGCACUCACAACCACCGGGAGGUGGACUGCUCCUGGAGGGGACUCCGACUGCUGCCCGACGGACUGCAGCACAACGUCCGCUCUCUAAACCUGUCUCACAACCGAUUCCACAACCUGGACGACCAGCUCACCAUGUACACCCACCUCCGCGUCCUCGACUUGUCUCACAACCGACUGCACCACCUGCCCACUGGCCUGCCUCGGUCCCUUUGGCAGCUCUACGCUGCUUCUAACCGUCUGCAGGUGCUGGACAAGAAUGACACCGUCUACCAGUGGAACUUGCGAACACUGGACCUGUCCAACAACAAGCUGGAGCGAGCCAUCUUCAUCAACAACACGCUGACAAACCUGUGCACCCUCAACAUGAGCCACAACAACUUCUGGACUUUGCCCACUAACCUGCCUGUUAACCUGGAGGUUGUUGAUCUGUCCCACAACCUGCUGGUGAAGGUGCUGCCAGGCUCUCUGGACAGACUCCCCAAGUUGACGCACAUGUACCUGCACGCUAACCGCUUCUCCAUGCUGCCUUUUGGAGUUUUGGACAAGUUGACAUCACUUAAGGUUAUCACUUUGGGUAACAACCCUUGGGGCUGUCGUUCUUAUUCUGACAUCAACUACUUACUCUCCUGGACGCAGCACACUCCUGCCAAAGUUCUGGGCUGCCCCUGUCACACCCAGUCAGUCUGUGGAGAGGGACAUCCCAGCAGGACAGGAGGUUGGCACCACGUGGCCUAUGACCUGCACUCCCUGGCAUCGAACGCCCAGGACCUGAGAACCGUCACUCCCAGAACCAGUGUUCCUCCGCGGUGGCCCGAUCACGGUCGGCUCAUUACCUCAGUCACGCUCGGACAGGGUUACCCUUUCAAAGGUCAUCAUCCUGCCAGUGCACACCCCGACACUUUUAUUCAUAUGUUCCACACCACGUCCCCUCCAGUUCCUGGCACUAACAUACACUCACCCCCUGACUCAUUCCACGUGACGGGCACGUCCUCUUUUUCUAUUCGCACCGAAACAGCAGCAGAGGCUGACGUGUCGGUGAGCACAGAAAAAUUCUCCACAACAAACAGUGGCUUCGGUCAAACAAAGAAAACGACCACGCUUCGCACCCGCAGUGUGAGGAGACAAAAUCAGUCCUACCCCAAGGGCAUCAGCAACAGCGGAAGCCUGCCUCUCACUUUCUGCCCCUCGCUACCCACACUUGACAAUGUUAGAUUUUUGCUGCUCAUCCUACAACUCAUCAUCUGAAAAGGUCAUUAAAGACUUGUUUCCGGAACCGCACAGAAGUCACCUGUGGCCUGCAGUGGAACAGUAGCCGGACUGGACUGGGUCUGACAGCAGCCAGGAAGACAGCUGAUUUAAGCUGCAUGUCUGUCCUUAAAUCAGUUCUUUUUUCUUUUUUUGUACAUACCAUCAAUUUCUUUUAUCAUUUUACAUAGCAGCAUGAAGGACUGCCUCAGCUGACAUCCUCUGACCUGCUACUGCUGUAUGUCGAUGACAUACUUUUCAUCAGAUUUACUGCACCUUACAGAGAUCCUAAUUUUAGGUCGUACUAAAUAGAUUAUAUUCUAAAUCAUGUGCCAUUAAUAAUGAUGCACAGCAUACGAGUCCAUUAUGAGUCCAUUCUAAAACUGACUCAGUCAAUUUAGCAGUGAUGAAACUUCAAACUUGGAUUUUGCUGGACAGUUUCCUGCAUGUAGUCUGUAGGUCAAAGUUAGAAGCUGCUCCGCAUUCCAUGGGUAGCAUGGUCUGGUUCUAGUCAGUUCAUGAAAUAUUACUAAUUUGACAAAUACUUUAGUCCUUUAGCCAAGGGUGGAUUAUCUUUAAAACCUUUGCCCUUGGUUUUUAAACAAAUGUUUUGGUGAAUAAAAUUAUAAUUAGAAUCAGAUUUAAUUGCACUGCGUUUUAAAACGUAUGCCAACUGUUCCUAAACUAAACUCACUAGAAGAAAGAAAAAAAUACCGUAACCAAAUAACACCGUAAUAAAACAUCCUCUGUGGAAUGUGAUUUUAUAAUUUUUAUAUUAAAUACGUUUUUCUAAAAUCGCACAAAAUUGUAAUGCCUAAAAUUAAGCACAUGAUGGCACUAUACAUUCAGGUAACAGUCUAUGGCCUUGUACUUUGUCUAUGAGCACAUUUGGAGUUUUAUAAGCACAUUAAAUAAUUGUGGAUUCCUUUUUUUAUUUUGUUAUCUUUUUUAGUCAAAUGUUGUCCAGUUAAUUUUUUUUUUUAAGAUUUAUUUAUUAUUUUGUUCUCUCAGAUACUUGUUUAGAUUUACAGUUUAUAUUUCAUCCACUUCUUGUUAAAAAUUCUCAUCGUCUUCCAUUCAUGUUCAUGUCCUUCCGGAGACAUUAUAAUGCAAGAAAGUACAGAAGCCAUCACUUGUGCUGUAUAAAACAGCAAAGGACAAAUGCACUGUGGAGCAGAGGGCAGAGCAUGCACUGCUGUGUCACCAUCUUCAACACUUCUGAGUGCUGGCUUUUGCAUUUUGAUUACAUCAACAACUUGAGUGUCCUUCAUGAUUCAGUGGCGCUUGAAAAAUUAUCUGCAUGAUGAUGGAACGUUUCAGGAAUGCUAACCUACUUGGUAUUUCCAGCUUAUUUGUGUAAAAUGUUAAGAUAUUCAAACUGUGAUUGCAUUUUAAGUAGAAAUGGCAGCGAUGUGCUUCGCUCCAGACUUUACUUUCCAGCACUGCAAUCACAUUUCAUGUGCCAAAAUACAAUGGGAUUCAUAAUACAGUGAAUGCUGCAGUCGAUACGCUUAAAAAUAAAGCU